Messenger RNA from Geodia barretti, 1248 nucleotides. The record is from the annotation of a GenBank genome assembly. Lineage: Eukaryota; Metazoa; Porifera; Demospongiae; Tetractinellida; Geodiidae.
AUGCAGGAAACGACUGAGGGAAUGACACUGGAGGCAUACGCCGCCAAGAACGCGGGCGGGCCCGGGGCGAUUUACCUGGGAGACCUGAGCCAACUGGUGGGGCCGGCGCCCAGCGAAGAUCAGGGAGACUUCGACGGGAACGUGCCGCUGGACGCCUUGGAGAGGCACAUAUGGAUCUACGAGUCAACCUUUUACGAAAGCCUGCUGGAAAAGGCGAGGUUGCUGGAUCCGACCGAACUGGUCUACGACGGAGACCCGGUCACUAUUCAGCACGCGUGCAUCAACAGGGCGCUGCUGCCGUGCGUCUUGAUCGAGACCUACCUGGCCCCCAACCUGGAAGAGCGUACAAACGGGAAGCUGAUAUUGAACGUCAGCUCAUACCCGGAACUGGGGCUGGCCGGGCCGGAUACGCUGACUCUUGUCAGCGACGGCACGCUGGAGAUGGCGAACAUCUACGGUGGGUACGUGGGCGGGGAAAUGCCGCCCAUCGAGAUCCAGAACCUGUGGGGGAUCUACCCCGAUCGGGAAACGGAAUUCCGGGCCACGAUAGCCAUCACGCCUGACCUGGAAGCCCUGGUGCGCGACGCCACGGGUGGAUUCGUGCUCAAUCACAACUGGUUCUCGGGGAACGACCUGUAUUUCUUCAGCAAGGAGCCUCUGGCUACGCUGGAGGACUUCGAUGGGCUGAAGACGCGCAGCCACAGCGCGGCACUGUCGGACUGGAUUGAGGGCAUCGGGGGGGACGCGCAGUUCCUUGCGUUCGCCGAGGUGUAUACCGCCUUGGAGCGCGGCAUUCUUGAGGCAGCUGUCGCGGGGGCCGACGCAGGCCACGGCCAGCGCUGGUACGAGGUCACAGACUACUUGGCCGGUCCGCUGACCAGCUUCCCGUCCACCAACAACAUCAUCAACGGCGAAAAGUGGGACACCAUACCGGCCAACCUGCAGCAGAUCCUGAUCGAGGAAGGGGCCAAGUCGGAACUGGAAGCGCUGCGAAUUGCAUCCAUCCAGAAUGAAAUGGGCUUGGCAAAGAACCUGGACAAGGGGAUGACGCUGGACCAGUUCAACGACGAAGUUGAGGACAGGAGCCUGAACUCCUCGGUAAUUGAAUACGUGAUUCCUGCAUGGGUCAACCGUGUCGGCAGCACGGACCAUGAAAUCAUCGGUGUGUUCAACGAAAAUGUCGGGCCGCUGGUGGGACUUCACAUUAACGCGGACGGCUCGGUGACCAAAACCGAAGUCCAGAAUUAG